UGCGACACGACAAACGGGGAGAAACACAGAAAACGAAGAUGACAGAAGCAUGAACUGUAAGCCGCACAAGACCGUCAACGCUGGAAUGCACAUGAGGGAAGUCAGUCAGUCGCUCUCAGACCUUCGUAGGGAGUGUGCACGUCCCUCUCUUUCCCGUCCCGCUCGCCGCGCCUCGCCAUCCAAGUUUCGCUUUGGUGACCUUGCUGGCUGGUGAAGCAAAACGGCACGCGUCUCAUGAUUGCAGCCUGACCACUCCGCAGCGCUGAGGGAUGGUGCUGUACACGGGGAGCCAAAGGACGCGGCUGGCUGGCCAAAGUAUCGUGGCGGAGGUGGAAGAAGCAAUCGAUGGCUGGUUCAAGAGAUGCUCAACAGGGGAAGACGGGACGGGGAUGGGACGCUCCUCUGGUAUUCGUAUGGGGAGGUCUCGCCCUGUUAUUCCGCCACUCCUCGAGCUCCACCUCAUCCAGCUAGGCAACAAGUUGACAGCGGGAGAAGCGGAGGUGGCGCGGGUGAGAUUCAGAAGAGCAGCUGCCACCAUCAGUACUGCUACGGAAUCACCAGCGGGGCCUGAGUACCUAGUGAGCACAGACCCAGAAGGCAACAGUGUACAGUGCCGCACCGUGUCCUCCAGCCCCUCCCCACCCCACCCACUGCUGGCUCCCUCCCGUGCCCGCUGCUGCAACUGCCCAGAGAGCGCCCCGACGGACCUUCUCGUGGAGCAGCUUGUGAGGACGAUGAGAAAAGUGGUUCUAGAUAUUCUUGAAGACAACGCGACUUCAAGCCUUCUGAGGGCUCGUGUGUCGCGCCACAGGAUCUCCGCCUCUGUGCGAGACGAACGCACCCGCUCCUCUUCCUCUUCCUCCUCUUCAUCCUCCUCCUCAAGUUCCUCGUCAUCAUCGUCCUUCGCCCCCUCGGUCUCCACGGCGCCCUCUAAGGUAGCAGUCAUCGCCGCCAGCCCUCCUGAGGCGGCACUCCAAGAUCCGCCUUCCGUGUCCUCCUCACCUUCCUGCUCCUCCCCGUCUUCCCUCUUCUCCUCCCCAUCUUCCAGCUCCUCCAUAUGUGAGGUGCGGAAGGAGGGCGGAGCUGACGGGAGCGAGGUGUCAGCAGCUCCCGGCGUGGGAGAGGAAGAGGCCAGUGCCUUGGCGGGGGGCGGCGAUCCCUCGUCCGCCACCCAGCGGGUCAAACACAUCGAACCGAUCUUCCUGAGAUGCACGAGGCGUCUGGAGGACAGCCUGGCGGUGUCCCACUCCUUCGUGAGGGCACGCGAGGAAGGGUCACAGCAGGGUGGGCGGGGCGGCCUCUCCCCGGGCAGGCGGGCGCCAGCCUGUGCUUCCGUCGGUGACGAACUGCAGAUUCGUCUCAACGCCAUCCUGCGCUCCAGUCAUCGCGACGGCGAGACCACGCGGCCACCAGGCACACAGAUCCCCGAGGAGGAGGCCGCGCCGUGGCCCUGUGACGCCUCUCCUCACCAAAUCCACCUCCAGGAGGGGCCGCGGCCCCCUGAUGACUACGACACCUGGAGUCAGGCUGAGGACGGCUCCUCUCCGGCGGGCCACGCAACGCCUAGUCCACCCCCCGCCGCCCCCGCCUCCCCUGCCGCACCCCAGAAGUGUCACAACAGCUAUUCGGAAAGCGAAGAGGAAACGCAGCAAUCGUCGCCUCAUCCCCCCUGCCCCCCUCGCCCGCCACGCUGUUCCAUCUUCACCAUCAGCGGCACUCUCGCUGACCCCUUCGGCACCAGCGCCAAGUACUCCCUCAGGAGCCUCUCCACGGCGCACUUUUAUUGAAGGUGGAAAAAAGAAGAAAAAGGGAGGAGGACGAAGAAGAAGAAGCAGAAGAAGAAGAAAGAGGAAGAGGAGGAGGAGAAGAAGAAGAAGGAAUGAAGAAA
Scylla paramamosain (green mud crab) is the source of this 1888-nucleotide messenger RNA. RefSeq lists its product as uncharacterized. Lineage: Eukaryota; Metazoa; Arthropoda; Malacostraca; Decapoda; Portunidae. The transcript is spliced from 9 exons. Bases 270 to 1787 code for a protein of 505 amino acids. The record is from RefSeq and is a predicted model, not a curated record.